Molecule: messenger RNA, 1701 nt
Organism: Schistocerca cancellata (South American locust)
Lineage: Eukaryota; Metazoa; Arthropoda; Insecta; Orthoptera; Acrididae
Product: luciferin sulfotransferase-like
Exons: 7
Coding region: 80-1084 (334 amino acids)
Biological process (GO): sulfation
Cellular component (GO): cytoplasm
Molecular function (GO): sulfotransferase activity
Source: RefSeq, a predicted model, not a curated record
CUCAGCUGUAGUCUAGAUCAGGGCGAGCUCGUGACCGGCAGCAACACGGACCAAGCGGGGGCAGUCGACGUAUCACAUAAUGUUCGAGCCCAAGUUCGAGAAGCUGCAGGACGAGUUUGGUCUGCGGGUGGCAGCCGCCUGCCCUGGGAUAUUCAAGUCGCCGCUGUGGAGGGUCACGCCGUCGCGUUCCGUCGUCACGAGUCUCUACCCAGACAUGUGGCAGCGCUUCACAAACUUCGAAGUCUACCCUGACGAUGUGUGGGUGGUGACUUUCCCGAAAUGUGGUACUACCUGGACCCAGGAAAUGGUUUGGCUCAUCGGUAACGACUGUGACUUCGACACAGCGAAGAAGAAGAGACUUAACGAGCGCGUGCCUUUCAUCGAGUUCGUGGCAAUCUCGCGGUACACAGGACCGGACGGGGAUACCUUGCAGCGCUGUACCGACAUGCCGCGCCCGCGGUUCAUCAAGAGCCACCUGCCGUACGAGCUGCUGCCGCAACAGCUCUGGACCAAGAAGCCCAAGAUAAUUUACGUGGCUCGGGAUCCAAAGGACACGGCGUUAUCAUACUACCACCACCAUCGUUUGUGGAAUGGCUACACAGGAACUCUGGACGACUUCCUCGAGGCAUUUAUUCAGGAUGCACUGGUCUACUGCCCUUUUUGGGAGCACGUACUGAGAUUCUGGGAGUUAAGAGAUGAGCCGCACGUGCUGUUCAAUACGUUCGAGGAAAUGACACAGGACUUGAGUGCGGUCGUGAGACGCACAGCGGACUUCAUGGGCCGGCAGCUCUCAGAUGAGCAGGUGUCGGCACUGUGCGAGCACCUGAGCUUCUCCAAGAUGCGCGAAAAUGCAGCUGUGAACCACCAGGAGGGCCCCCCUACUGAGUCGCCUGUCGCGGCGGCGGCGGCGGCGGCGGGCGGAGCAGACGGUGGCGACCCGGCGCUGCGGUUCAUGCGGCGCGGCAAGGCGGGGGUCUGGCGCCAGGAGAUGCCCGCCGCCUUCGUCGACAAGUUCGACCGCUGGACCCAGCAGAAGACGGCGGGCACGGGCUUCCGGGUCGGCGUCUCCGGCGGUCACCAGUAGCGUCGUGGGGCACCUCGUGUUUCCUCUGAUAUGCUCCGCACGACGUCUCUAGGCGGUUGACUACGGCACGCUAUUUGAGUCUAAUCAUGGAAGUCGCAAGGAAAUGUGAACGUGUAAUUCUUCAGUCCUUCCCUGUCAUACGAUGCGUGCCGAAUAAACGCUUCUUCUGCCGACUGUUCGCGUCGUUCUCCCUGAGUUGAAGAAGACAUCGAGUCACGCCGUCGAAAUACCAUGCGAGUACCACACGGAGAAAUGGCAGAGAGACCGGCUUAUUCAAAGUAUCAAAACAGAAGGUUUUGUAUUUUGAUGUGUUGCAGGCUUUUAGUUGAGUUUUUCCACCAGUGCUAUGUUUAUUAAGUAUGUAAGAAAGUUAGAAAGUAACCUGUCACUACCUUAUUAUUAAUUUAGUGUUUGUUUAUUUCGUAAUAUCUUGUGAAUUUGCCUACCAUCUUACUUAAUACAUUCGACAUUUGUUUAAGUUACAGCAGUCAUUCUACGUGUUCCAGUAGAAUUCGUAACGAUUCUCGAAUGCAGAAUGAAAUUUUCACUCUGCAGCGAAGUGUGCGCUGAUAUGAAACUUCCUGGCAGAUUAUAACUGUGUACCGGACCGAAACUCG